Lagopus leucura (white-tailed ptarmigan) is the source of this 496-nucleotide messenger RNA. Its product is annotated as cyclin-dependent kinase 16-like. The transcript has 5 exons. Gene Ontology annotation, biological process: protein phosphorylation. Gene Ontology annotation, molecular function: ATP binding; protein kinase activity. The annotation marks the transcript as partial. Lineage: Eukaryota; Metazoa; Chordata; Aves; Galliformes; Phasianidae. Gene Ontology annotation, cellular component: cytoplasm; nucleus. The record is from RefSeq and is a predicted model, not a curated record.
GACAUCAACAAGCGGCUCUCGCUGCCGGCCGACAUCCGGCUCCCCGAGGGCUGCCUGCAGCGCCUGGUGCUGCCGUCCCCGCUCAGCCGCCGCCUGCGCCGCGUCUCGCUGUCGGAGAUUGGCUUCGGCAAACUGGAGACGUACGUCAAACUGGACAAACUGGGAGAGGGCACCUACGCCACCGUGUACAAGGGCCGCUCCAAGCUGACCGAGAACCUGGUGGCCCUCAAGGAGAUUCGCCUGGAGCACGAGGAGGGGGCGCCUUGCACGGCCAUCCGCGAGGUGUCGCUGCUGAAGGACCUGAAGCACGCCAACGUCGUGACAUUGCACGACAUCAUUCACACGCAGAGCUGCCUCACGCUCGUCUUCGAGUACCUGGACCGGGAUCUGAAGCAGUACCUGGACGACUGCGGCAGCCUCAUCAACAUGCACAACGUCAAGGUGUGUUGUGCAGGGGGUUGGGUGUGCAGGGGGUUGGGUGUGCAAGGGGCAUGCG